This is a messenger RNA of Ilyonectria robusta, 1565 nucleotides long. RefSeq lists its product as uncharacterized. Gene Ontology annotation, molecular function: oxidoreductase activity. The transcript has 6 exons. Lineage: Eukaryota; Fungi; Ascomycota; Sordariomycetes; Hypocreales; Nectriaceae. The record is from RefSeq and is a predicted model, not a curated record. The coding region runs from base 66 to 1226 and encodes 386 amino acids.
GCUUUCCGUCCAUACUUAACUAUUAAAAAAGAAGAAAAUCGCACCAAAAAACCACUCCCAUCAAGAUGGCAUCUCUAAUGGCUGGGCCUGUCAUUGGUUCGGGCCCAGGCUUUGAGCUGGGCCGUGCGGCCGCAGCAUGUCCGGUUCGCGUGGCACAGGCGCCAGCUGGACUCCCUGACGGGUUCCCACGGGUCCUGGAUCUGCCCAUGGCGUGGACCGGUGCUCAAUUUGUGGAUCAUGAGUCUGAUUACAUUCACACGCUCAGCGAGUCUGAUCUGCAGGAAGCCGAAAAGGCUCUCACGCACUUCAAAGCCUUAGGCCUGGAUGGAGAUCUCGUCGCUCGCGACAACUUCCCCCUUCCCACCCUGGGCCCACGACUGGACCAAAUUCGCCGAGACGUUCAUGAAGGCAAGGGCUUUGGCGUCAUCCGUGGCCUUGACCCACAAAAGUACUCGGUCGAGGACCUGACUGUCCUCUAUCUUGGCAUUCAGUCGUACAUUGCCAACCGCCAUGGCAGACAGGACAAGAAGGGCAACAUGCUGGUGCAUAUCGUUGCCGACAACUCGUCCGAGCUCAAGGCUGGACACCACCGUCACUCCACCUCCCCCAUUACCUUCCACAAUGAGGAAGCCGGCGACGUUGUUAGCUGGCUGACGCGAAACACCGCUGCCUCUGGGGGUAAAUGCAUCAUCUCCUCGGCAUAUACCGUCUACAAUGUCCUGGCUGCUAGUCGUCCGGAUGUGAUCCGCACCUUGGCCAGAUCUGACUGGCCCUUUGCUAUGCCACGAUUCCAGUGCAGACCCGUUCUCUACUACCACCAAGAGCGACUGAUGAUCAACUUCGGCAGGGUGCCACUCAUGGGGAAUCCCACCCACCCACGCUCCAAAGAUCUCCCCGCCGUGACGACCCGCCAGACGGAGGCCUUGGAUGCUGUUGAGGCCAUUGCCAAGGCUGCGCAGCUGGAAAUCUCCACACGUGCCGGCGAUAUGCACUUCAUCAACAAUCUCGCCAUCCUUCACCGACGAGAGGGGUUUGUCAACGGGGAGGCACCCCAGGAGCGCCGACACCUAGUCCGCAUGAGGCUUCGCGAUGAUGAGCUUGGCUGGAACCUUCCCGCAGAUCUGAGACAAGAGUGGUCGGCCGCGUUCGAAGAAGCCGGGCCCCAAGUCUGGCACAUCGAGCCCAUGCCGGAGGGCUUCUUCCCGUUGCGCUCUCACGCGAAUUGAGCAAGUCGAGCAAAGAGACAACAUCAACGAUGCGGCAGACGCAUGUCCGGAAACUUUCUAUUAUUGGUACGUUCAUUAGGAGAUCGGCUAAGGCAUGGGGGUGCAUCAGAGAUAGGUCGAGGGGUGGCGUCGGGGGUAUUGAAUUUGCUCGAAAAGGUCGACUUGCAUGAAACACGGUAUUCAAUGCAUUCUGGCAUCAAGUCUGUUUAAUCCGGUGUCCUGGUCACGAAAAGCAACAAGGAUCGCUGGUCUUGGUCGACCCUGGUGUUGGGCUGUUUUUGGGGGUUUGACCUAGAACCGGGGGUUGGGGCGGGGAAACAGACUGAAGGCCGGUGACUA